GCGACGAAACCGGAAGUGAGUAUGAUGCUGCUGAACAGACUGCGUCCUGCAGAGAGUACACAACUGUGCCACAGGGUGGUGGACGGGAUCUGUGGCCGGGAACCUCCAGGCAGGCUGGAUUACAGCGCCACCUGGAGCCUGGAGGAGUGGCUGGACCUGCACAAUUCACUAAGUGGCCUCUUCUGCCUGGCUGUGGGGAACAACCUCUCAGAUGAAGAGGUUCUGUCAGAACUGUCUCACAUGGGUCAGGACUACGCAGAAGCUGUGCUGAGCGUGCUCAGAGCCAGACAGGAGGAGAUCCGCCGCGCUCUGGUGGAGAAAACCAACUCCAUCUCCAGUGCUACUCUGCAGGACUUUGACUGGCAGCUGAAGUUGGCCUUGUCCAGUGAUAAGUUGUCGUCUCUGCAGUCUCCGUUGCUGAGCGUCACUCUGGAUGUCAGAGACGGUGGCGCCGUCCGGCCUGUCAGCAUGGAGAUGGACAGGGAGGAGCUCAGCACGCUCAUCACAUCACUGGAAGCUGCUAACAAGGUGGUGCUACAGCUGAAAUGAAGCUUGCAGACAGCGGUCAUUGGAUCUGAAGUCCUGCAGCUCACCAUCAUUUCAUCAUCCUGUUUAAGUGUGUGUGUGUGUGUGUGUAAGGUUGUUUGUUUGACAUGUCGUGUUUGCCCCAUAGAACACUUUAUCAUCACUGUUCCUUCACAGAAAUGUUAAAUAUAUGAAUGUCUGAGCAGCGUUUUAUGUUCUGCUCUGUCACGAUGUAAAGCACGGUGAACCUCUGUGUUAACGCUGAGCGACCCAACAUGGAUUCUUACAAGACUUCACACAUUUAAAGUCUCCUCUGCAAGUUCUCAGUUGACAAGCAGAGCAUUUGAUUGAUGGAUCAGUGGUCCAAUCAACUUUUGUUUAGUCAUGGCAACAGCUACACCUUCUGACGUGUCACUUUGCGGUGGCCACAGAUGGACAAACAGCUUAUGAGGAGUGUAAAUUUGCACUCGAGUGGACUCAGAUGCCAUCAUAUUCAGUUAUGGCUGAUCGGUCUGCAGUUCCGAAAAAUUUAUAUUUGCAGAAAUGAGUCCAAGGUCCUGGUUUGUGUUCCUGGACUAACAGGUCAGGUGAGGGAUCGUAGGCUGGAGCUGCGUGUCCUCACACCCACAGUGCCACAGAAGCAUCCUGGUCCUUUAUGGCCACAACUGUGAAAACUGUCUGAAUUUGAUAUUAAAUAUCUUUUGGCUGGAA
Molecule: messenger RNA, 1236 nt
Organism: Thalassophryne amazonica
Lineage: Eukaryota; Metazoa; Chordata; Actinopteri; Batrachoidiformes; Batrachoididae
Gene: commd8
Product: COMM domain containing 8
Exons: 5
Coding region: 22-549 (175 amino acids)
Source: RefSeq, a predicted model, not a curated record